This is a messenger RNA of Drosophila ficusphila, 4250 nucleotides long. RefSeq names its product epsin-2 (gene lqf). Gene Ontology annotation, cellular component: plasma membrane; clathrin vesicle coat; endosome. Gene Ontology annotation, biological process: endocytosis. The coding region runs from base 601 to 3102 and encodes 833 amino acids. The record is from RefSeq and is a predicted model, not a curated record. Gene Ontology annotation, molecular function: clathrin binding; phospholipid binding. The transcript is spliced from 10 exons. NCBI's taxonomy places the organism in Eukaryota, Metazoa, Arthropoda, Insecta, Diptera, Drosophilidae.
UUUUAACUGCGGUCACACUGAGUAGAAAAAACCAAACGAAAAGCGGAGAAAGAAAUAAUAAUUCGUGUUUUGUGUGCAAAGUGCAAAGGGUAAAUAAGUUGUUUUAUUUUCGCAUUCGAUACCCCAAGAAACCCAAUAAAGUGCCAGGACUUUGGAUACCAUACCGUGCGCGCAGCUCUACCGUUUGUUCCCCUUUGUUGACGUCGCAUUGUCGUCAUCGUCAUCUUGUGACUGUGUCUAUUCGAGUCCGAAAAAAGAAAGAAAAGAAAGUCGUAAAAUAUAGAAAAGAAAACUAGUUGGGGAGGAGGAGUCGCACACACCAACAGACACACACAGUUACACGGAGCCCCCCACUCACAGACACACACGCACACACAACAAACACACUCACACACACCUACAGGCGAACUGCAGUGAAGCAACAAAAACAACAAUAAACACAACAUUGCAGCUUGCUUUGGAGCACUUAAACAGCAAUAAACAUAAACCAAAACGAAAAAAAAUACAAAAAGAGCAAAAGAAUCUUUAGCUUAAACAACAAAAGUCCAAAGUUUGUGUAUAAAAAAUAAAAAGCAAAGUCAAACGCAAAAACAAACGAAAAUGAGAAAGCAAAAGGACGAUAUGCAGGUCAAUGUCGCUGGUCUGCGCAGAAACAUCAAGAACCUUGCGCACAACUACUCCGAUGCCCAGGUCAAAGUGCGCGAGGCCACCUCCAAUGAUCCAUGGGGUCCUUCGGCGGCUAUCAUGGGCGAGAUAGCGGACCUCACCUACAACGUGGUGGCCUUCUCGGAGAUCAUGCAGAUGAUCUGGAAGCGCCUCAACGACCACGGCAAGAACUGGCGUCACGUCUACAAGGCACUCAUCCUGCUGGAGUACCUCAUCAAGACGGGCACGGAAAAGGUGGCUCAGCAGUGCAAGGAGAAUAUCUUUGCCAUCCAGACGCUGCGUGAGUUCGUUUACUUUGAGGAGGGCAAGGAUCAGGGCACCCAUGUCCGUGAGAAGGCCAAGCAGCUGGUCAAUCUGCUCAAGGACGAUGAGCGGCUGAAAAACGAGCGUGUUAAGGCGCUGAAGGCCAAGGAGCGAUUUGCCCAGCAUCCAAGUGGUUUCGGUAGCGAUGGCUACAUUGACGGACCAUCACAGCGCGACCUGCCGCCAGGAUGGCAAGAAGAGCCACCGAAGUCCGUCUCCGAACUGGAAAUGGUUCGUCCGCAGACGGCUGGCGAAGAGGAGCUGCAACUUCAGCUGGCCAUGGCCAUGUCACGCGAGGAAGCGGAGCAGGAGGAGGCCAAGCGGCGCAGCGAUGAUGUGCGUUUGCAGCUAGCGCUCAGCCAGAGUGAACAGGACUUCAAAGAUCCAAAUGCUCGUCCCCUUCCCGCGCCCAAAAAGGAGGAGCCACAGAGUCAUUUGCUGGAUCUGCUGGACAUUUCUCUGGGCGCCGCGAGCAUUUCGAGUCCGCCGCUGGGCGCUGCAGGCGGCGCUCCCGCGGCUGUCGUUGAUCCCUGGGCCACGCCAGCUCCUCGUGCGCCUAGCCAGCUUUCUGAUCCCUGGUCGGGCACUUCCUCCCCGCAAGUGGAUCCUUGGAAUCCCUCGGCAGCGCCUCGGACUAUUAUGGGCGCUGGAGUGCCGAUGAGUGCGGCGCCACCGGUCGGAGGAGCGGCUGGAAACGAUGCCUGGGGAGCUCGAACUCAAUCGCCGUCGAUGGCCUCGGGCUCCUCAAACGAGGGCUGGCUGCAGACCAACGGCAAUGCCAACCAGAAUGGACGUGGAGCCACUCCGGCGGGAGCUCCAGCUGAAGGAUGGUUGAUAAAAUCUAAUGCUGUCGGUGCUUUGGGAGCAGCGCCCGUAAAUCAUGCCGCAAAUAAUGGAAGCUCAUCUGCGGAUCCUUGGCUGGCUGAACCAGCAGCGCCAGCGACAGGAGGAGCAGGAGCAUCCGGACUGGCGGAUCCUUGGGCGGCAGGUGGAGCACCUCAAAGUGCAGCCCUGGAUGACCCCUGGAAAGCCCUUGGAACAGGAGCCAUUAAGAAAACAUCCCCUGAGUUUGACGAGUUCGACUUAAUUACCAACCGGAACAAGAGUGAGCUAAGCAAUUCCAACGCCUCCAACAACAACAACAAUGCUUCUCUGCUCGACGACAUGGACCCGCUAUCGGCAAACUACGGAAAUGGAGCUAUGAACAACAGUGCGGGCUCUGUGCAUCCAUCGACGGGCGCCACGGCAAAGAAACCCGUGAAGGAUGCCCACUCGUUCCUCGGCGAGAAUUCCGCGCUGGUCAACCUGGACAAUCUAAUUAAACCGAUUGCGCCACAAACGCAAGUCGGAAAUCAGCCAGCUUACAAUCCCUUCAGCGAUAACGUGUUGCCACCCAAGACGAAUCUAUUCCAGCAACAGCAGCCAGCCGUGCCGUCCAUCAAUCAGCUGAAACAGCAGGCUCCCUUCUCAGUCAGCAUGAACCAGGAUCCCUGGGCACCCGUCAUGGGUGGCGUCAGUGCGACUUCACAGCCAAAACUUCCGCCUCCCGUGCGUCCCACUAGCCUCAACUUGGGGCCCUCGUCCGUGGGUGAAUUUCAGCUGUUGAGUGCGUUUAGUAAUCCCGUCAUUCCCUCCGCCCACAACCCUCAGCCACAGCAGAAUUCGCAGGUCCACAACUAUGCGUACCAAAGCAACAGCAACACGAAUAUCCUUGGCAACAGCAACAUGAGUAGCUCCACCAGCAACAGUACCAUAUACAGCAGCUAUGUGAGUCCGAGUCCUGGAAUCGAUGGCAUCCGGAACAUGGAUAUAUUCACCGAGCGGCCCUAUUUCAAUAGUCCAACGGCUCCAGCUGCAGAAACUUACUUGUACAAUAGCAACGACAAUAACAAUAUCAACCUCAACUAUGGUACUCCCAGACUUUAUUCGAGCUAUGCUGCCAGCUACAGCAGCGCAUUAUCCGAUUCCCUGGCCGAGACCCCGGGAGUUAGUGUGGCUCCCAUGGGCUUUGUGGCCGAUCCCGUCAUGAGUUUUGGGCCCUCAACCUCCUCGGCCAACCACUGCAAGUUGGAACAAAAUAACAACAUGCCGUGGAUCAAACCGGAAGCCGCUACAAAUCCGUUUUUGUCGUAAACUGGAGCCGAUAAAUCAACAGCUAUUUAAGCAGAAGGAGCAGCGGGAUCAUCAACUAAGGGAUCGUCAACUAAUCAACUGGCUGGUGUAUAUGGAGCUGUCCAAUAGCAUUAGCAACAAUAGCAGCAGAAGCAACCAAUUUUAGCUCUACCAAUCUGCAAAGAGAGAAAUAUGAAUUAAUUAAUAAAUUAUGUGUAAGGAAGUAUUAUUAAAGUGUAAAAUAUGUGAUGUACGUGAGAGAGAAAGCCAAGAUCCAGCGAUAGAAAGUGAGGAGAGAGGUAGAAACAGCAACGACAACCAGCCAAGAUCAGUAGAGAAAUCUGACCGAAUUUCGCGCAGGAAGCUCACAUUCAAACAGAACUCGAGUCUAAAUACAUUUGCAAUAACUAAACCUGUAAACCAGCCCGUAAGAUAGCAUAAGGCAUCCCCAACACAACUCAACUGACUAAGAAAUUAUUCCCGCUUCGAUUCACCCACUAAUUCUAAUGUUUUUCAAGCUCACGGGUUGUCAUGCCCCCUAUUAAGUUGAGUGGUCGUCGGGGAUUCCCCACUGUCAGUCUUCAAGUACUUCCUUAGUUGAUCAUUUACUGUUAAAUAAGUUGUAUCCUUGUUGAGGUAAUUGGAAGCCAUUAGAGUCCGAACGAGAGAUGCGAAAAUGAAAACUAAAAAAAUUGUUAUAUAGCUUUAAAGAUUGCAUUGGUAAAGAAAACAUGUUAAAAACAAUGGUAAACAAAUUAUGUGUGUGCUUGUAAUUGUACAUUUUUUUACGUUCUUAUUUUGUGAAAUUUAUUGUGUGCGCGCAUGUUAAAGAUACCAAAUACAAUUAUUAAUGGCUUUUGGCUAUCGAUUUUUAAAACAAAUUUUUACGAUUUUUUCGAGAUGACAGUUGAUUUGUUUGUGCAUUCGCUUUUUGUCCACCUGCAAGACACCAAUGCAUACACGAGUUUGCUGUUCAAACAUUUUUUAUAGCGACUAGUUUAAAAUUUACAAGAACCUUUGAACACAUAUACAAAGAACAAGAUUACAAGAGCAAAACGAAAACAAAAACAAAACACAACAAAAUGAUGGUAUACAUUUAGGCUAGAAUACGUAACGAAUUGUAUAAGCGUAACUUAAUGAUAACAAAAUAUACAUAUACAUAAAAGAGA